AUGGAGGGAGCAAAUGUUGCUGUGACACAACCUGGGCAGAGCAUAUCUAAAACUACCGAUUUAGCUGAAGGAUAUGACAAAAAAUGUAUUUUUUGUAGAAUUGUCAACCAUGAAAUGGAAACGGAGCUACUCCAUUGUGACGAGGAAAUUUCAUGUUUCAGAGACAUCAAGCCUGGAGCUCCUCACCAUUAUCUUGUUGUCCCAACUAAACAUGUUGGGAACUGCAAGUCACUCGGCAAAGAACACGUUCCUUUAGUAAAACGCAUGGUGGAGACGGGGAAGGAAAUCCUGCAUAAGAACAAUGUGACGGAUCUUAAUGAUGUCAGGUUUGGGUUCCAUUGGCCCCCAUUCUGUUCAGUCACACAUCUACACCUUCAUGUUCUGGCACCUGCCAGCCAGAUGGGCUUCAUGUCUCGCCUGUUCUACAGACUCAAUUCUUUCUGGUUCAUUACAGUGGAACAACUAAUAGAGCUUCUCAACGCUAAAGAAGAAACCAGCUGA
Nerophis lumbriciformis (worm pipefish) is the source of this 501-nucleotide messenger RNA. The record is from RefSeq and is a predicted model, not a curated record. Lineage: Eukaryota; Metazoa; Chordata; Actinopteri; Syngnathiformes; Syngnathidae.